AUGGAAGAAGGCACGACACCAGCGAACUCGCUAGAGCCUCCUCCGUUGCCAUAUACGCUGCGUACUCGGAAGAGAGCGAUUGCGUUUUUCUGGACCCUCUUCGUGAUCGACACUUGCGCCCAGCCGGUGGCGCUCUACUUUGGACUAUGGUACGGCACGAAUCUCUCGCACAACAUGGUUUUUACCAUUGUCACCGCCGCGUUGGGAGGUAUAUCGGUUUUUGAGUACUUCUACCGGCUCUACAAUCUAUUCCGGAAAGAUUCACGAGCGCGACCGCUGAACGCAAAGAAAUCAUGGUUGGAUUUUUUCCAUAUUAACUUCACGCUGGUAUGGCUGAUUCUGGCGGUCGAGCUCAUCGUUGGAACCGUUCAACCAGAGCCAUAUGUUCGUCUCGUCGCCAUGGUGCUUCCCUCCGUGAUGUUCUAUUUUGGCUUCGUCCACCUGUCGCUAGAUGUCCUUCGAAUGAUGGGGUUCAAGGCCCCUUUUCGUAUCUCAUCAACCCCCAAAGGCUCCGUAAUGCCAACCGCGCUCUAUGUCCUCAUCGAAGACGUGGUCGCCGUUGACGGUGGCGGUGGCCAGAUGUAUCGAUACGCCUUGCGCACCCGAUAUCUCUCCAGUCCGUACUUCCGUCGAAUGCUCUUUGAGAUGAAUUGUUUCUGGGCCGGGGGGUCUAUCAUCUGGGCCGGUGCCAUCACAGCCAUCGUCUUCACCACCCCAGAGCCCGUUGCCUACACUCUGGGCUGGUGCCUCCCCUUUGUCUGGGCGGCAUUAUGGACCAUCAUCACCAUCCCAUGGGUUCAAAGCGACCUCCGCCGAGAGAAGAAGGCCUGGCGAGAAAACAGAGGUCAACUGGGUAUCCCCUUCACGGACGACAUCGACGCCCCCCACGGCCGCACUCGGCUGGGAUCCGUCCAGGAUCGUCUGCCACAAUUGUUUCCGUGGACCCGUGAGAAGGCGAGCACCCCGUCCACGCCAGAGCCAUCCUCGCCUGAAACCCACCCCGAGAUUCCUAUACAGAACAGUACUUGCGAAGCUGACCCUCAAGCUGCGUGA
This is a messenger RNA of Penicilliopsis zonata CBS 506.65, 1053 nucleotides long. RefSeq lists its product as hypothetical. Bases 1 to 1053 code for a protein of 350 amino acids. The record is from RefSeq and is a predicted model, not a curated record. The transcript is spliced from 5 exons. Lineage: Eukaryota; Fungi; Ascomycota; Eurotiomycetes; Eurotiales; Aspergillaceae.